UUUUUGAGGAUAGUAGUGAGGGCAGUGAGACUGGGAGGGAAGAUGAUUUUUCUUCAAGUGAUGGGAGUGAGAUUGACAUAACUUGGGAGCCUGGAGAGGAGGAGUAUGACAGUGGGGAUGAGAGGUGGUUUGUGCAGAAUUCUGAAGAAAUUUUAGCUAAGGUAACAAGAAGUCUUGGGAAGCAGUUUGAUGUACAUGAUGAGGGGGUUUCCAAGGAUCCAAAGGCAAGGUUGACAGAUAACUUGGAUGUGAAUGAGGUACAACUACAAGAAGAAAUUGAGGGAGAAUCAGAUGACCUAAGGAGCUUGGAUGGUUCAUCUGAUGAAGAGGACAAAAGUCCAUGGUUUAAUGACAAAUCUGACUUCUCAAAGCCUGUUGUACUUGUUCAUAGGCUUAGGUUUAGCAAUGCUACAGUGUUGAGGAAAGCUUUAAGAGUGCAGGCCAUACAGAAUAGGUAUGAGUACUAUUUUUUACACAAUGAUAUUACUAGGAUUACUAUUCAGUGUAGGAAUAGGUGUGGGUGCAAGUUUGACACAAAGACAAGUAGGAUGCCUUUGUGUAUAUGCAGGGGUGGAGUGAAGUGUAGUUUCAAGAUCCAUGCUACUAAGUUAAAAAGACAACAGACUUGGCAAAUAAAAACCAUGAAGUUGGAGCAUAAAUGUGUGAGAAGCAGGGAGAACAAGAAGGUCACAGCAGAGUUCAUUGCUGAGAGGUAUCUUGAGGAUUUCAGAACUAACCCAUCAUGGAAGGUUAAGCAAAUCAAGGAUAGGGUGCUUCAUGACUUGGGGGUAGAAGUGACCUACUACAGGGCUUGGAUGGCAAGAUGUAGAGCUAAGUUGAUCAUUUUUGGUUCAACAAGAGAGCAAUAUGCUAGGGUAUGGGAUUAUGGGAAGGUUGUACUGAAAUACAACCCUGGGUCUGGUUGUAAUGUUGUGAUUGAUGGCAUUGAAAAGCCUGAGCCUCCCUUGUUUAUGAGGAUGUUUAUUUGUUUAAGGCCUUUGAAGGAUGGGUUCUUGAAGGGUUGUAGGCCAAUUAUAGGGGUGGAUGGCUGCCACUUGAAAGGAGGUUAUCCAGGCCAGAUUUUAGUUGCAGUCUCCAAGGAUGGGAACAACAGCAUUUACCCCAUUGCUUGGGCAACUUGUGAGGUUGAAAACAGGGAGACUUGGGUCUGGUUUCUGGAAUCCUUGAUGCAAUGCAUUGGAAGUGCAGAUGGGGCAGGCUUCACCUUCAUGUCAGACAGGCAGAAGGGACUGGUUGAAGCUCUGUCUGAAGUUGUGCCUAAUGCAGAGACUAGGUUCUGUGUUAGGCACAUUUGGGCAAAUUUCAAGUUGAAGUUCACUGGAUCAGUUUUCAAAGAGCUCUUUUGGAGUGCUGCAAGAGCAACAACAUUUGUUGAGUUUCAGAUAGCCAUGCAACAGAUUAGGGAGCUUGAUGAGGAUGCUUACAAUUAUUUGGAGAACAUCCCCACUCAUCACUGGUGCAGACAUGCAUUCAGUGACAGUUGCAGGUCCAACAUGUUACUAAACAACAUGUGUGAGACUUUCAACUCUGUUAUCAGAGAUGCAAGAGACAAACCUAUCCUCACCCAAAUGGAAUGGAUGAGGAGGUACAUGAUGAGGAGAAAUAAUGAGAAGUGGGAGGACUCCAAGGAAAUCACAACCAACAUCACUCCAUAUGUGCAUAAGCUAUUUCAGAGGAUGAGCUAUGUGGCUAGGAAUUGCAUAAUUGAAGCUGCCAGGGAUGACACUUAUGAAGUGCAGCUGAAUGAUGACCAGUUUCUAGUUGACUUGCCAAAUUGGUCUUGUUCCUGCAAUCACUGGCAAUUAACAGGCAUCCCAUGUAUUCAUGCAUUUGCAUGCAUAAUGGAUCAGAGGGUUGAUGCUGAGCAGUUUGUCCACCCCUAUUACACUAUGGACACUUACAGAGCAGCAUAUGAGCCUGCAAUUCAACCUAUGCCAGGCCCAAAGCAUUGGGAGAGAGUGAACAUGAGAGAGCCUCAUCCACCAGCAUUCAAACAGCAGCCUGGAAGACCUAAACAGAAGAAGAGGAAGCUGGAACCUGGGGAGGGAACAUCUGCAACAGGAGGGGAGCAGGGAAGAAAGAGGAGGAAAAGUCAGUGUAGGAUUUGUGGUGGAUUUGGCCACUAUCCCAAGACUUGCAAGGGCCCACAUGAACCUGAACCAACUGAGCAGAGAACUGCAGGAAGGCCUCCUUUAAAUUCACCUUGGGUAGUUGAGCAAAGGAAGAAGAGGGAGAUCAAAGCUGCUAAGAAGAGUGCAAUAAGGGCUGGUCCAAACAACAUUGGGAAUAGGACUUUUCCCCAAGAGCAACCUGGCUGUGAACCAUUGAGUAAGAGGAAAGGUUCACACAGUCAACAAGGGCAGCCACAAGCCAAGCAUCACACCACCCCCUCUUCCAGCCAACCUGAACCCAAUGCUACUAGAGUGCAGACAAGGAGGGCUAAGCUGCUGACUUCCAGACAAGGAGGGCUGACACAAUGAUGUUUGAAUUGUUUUUCUGAACUUUAGUUGUUGGUUGUAUUUUCUGAACAAUCAGUUGCAAUAUUUGUAGCUUUACUUUUGGGUAUAGGACAAGGAUCCUGUUUUGUUAAAUUAAUACUUUGCUUUAAGGCUUUACCAGCCAAUUUUGUUAGGCACUGCAACAACAAAUUUGAUCAACAACUUAAAUGCAAUAUC
This is a messenger RNA of Chenopodium quinoa (quinoa), 2696 nucleotides long. RefSeq lists its product as uncharacterized. Lineage: Eukaryota; Viridiplantae; Streptophyta; Magnoliopsida; Caryophyllales; Amaranthaceae. The record is from RefSeq and is a predicted model, not a curated record. The coding region runs from base 549 to 2501 and encodes 650 amino acids. The transcript has 4 exons. Gene Ontology annotation, biological process: DNA transposition. Gene Ontology annotation, molecular function: DNA binding; transposase activity; zinc ion binding.